AUGAAGUCGCCGCUGGGGAAGCUGAAGAAAUUGGGGCUGAAUAAAGGCGCGGCGGACGAAGAUUGGGAUCACCAUGUCUCGGUGCGUAUGGAUGGGUUAAGUCAAGCAGCAAAGGAUAUGAAAGACAUGCGGACAUGCUAUGAUGGAUUGCUCUCUGCAGCUGCUGCAACAGCAAAUAGCGCUUAUGAGUUCUCGGAGUCACUGCUCGAGAUGGGUAAUUGUCUAUUGGAGAAAACUGCAGUGCAUGAUGAUGGAGAAACUGGGAGUACAUUGUCCUUGCUGGGAAGAGUGCAGCUUGAGCUUCAGAAACUUGUUGACAGCUAUAGGUCUCAAAUUAUCAUGACAAUUACUCACCCAUCAGAGUCUCUCUUGAGUGAGUUGCGGAAAGUGGAGGAAAUGAAAUUGCAAUGUGAUGAGAAAAGAGAGAUCUUUGAGCACAUGGUAGGACAGUUUAAAGAGAAAGGGAAGUCGAGACAUGGAAAGGGGGAGACUUUUACCUCAGAGCAACUACGGGCAGUUCGUGAAGACUACGACGAGGCGGCAAGGCUGUGUGUUUUCCGAGUAGCAUCAUUGAAGCAAGGGCAAGGCCGGAGUCUACUAACACAGGCAGCCCGUCACCAUGCGGCACAGUUGAAUUUUUUCCGGAAAGGGUUCCAAUCUCUUGAUGCCAUCGAGCCACAUAUUAGAGAUGCUGCAGAAAAGCAGCACAUAGACUACGAGCUAUCCGAAUCAAACGAUGGUGAAGAACGUGGUGAUGAGAACAGUUUCGAGGCUAACGAAGAUGGAGAUCUGAGUUUUGAAUAUGACCCGAGCAGAAAGGACUUGGAUAAUACUAGUGGAAUGAGGAACUCUAUGGAGUUAGACCUAUCGGCUGGUCCAAGUCAACAGAUGCCACAAGCCAAAUACACCGAGGUCCAAAUAAAUGUCGCCAGAAAUCAAGGGGAUCAAACAGUCAACCGACAACAUAGAGCUGGCAGUCAUUCUGCUCCAUUAUACGCUGAGAAAUUCGACCCAGCAGAAAGAAUAAGGGAAAUGCAGAAAUUUAGCAGCAGGCAUGUGCUGCCCACCCCAGUUGACGCCAAGGGUUCAAUAAUAAAUAGUUCAAGUACCACCACAGCUUCCGUUGGGCCCCCUUCCAGAAACCCGUGGCAUUCAUCCCCACUAGACAUUGAGAAGCAAAAGAAAUCCGCUGACGACUACAUACCUGUGCAAAACAGCAACAACAAGAAGAAGCAUUCUCUCCCCUUACCCCGUCCUCUGCCCGACGGGCCAGGCUCCACCCAGCAGCCCGACAUGCAGCCCGCAUUAUCCGAAGGUCAGAAGGUCAAAAGGCAGGCUUUCUCGGGCCCAAUAGUCAGCAAAGGUUCUUCUUCCAGUAAACCACUUGUACCUGCCGGUGAAGCGUCUUCCGGGUUGCACAGCAGGGCCCCGUCGUCACUGAAUGUGUCCCACAACGCCCCACCUCCGCUCGUGUCCUCUCCAAAAAUUAGCGAGCUUCACGAGCUCCCGAGGCCACCCGACUCGCUGGGCCCUGCCAGGGGUGCGUUCCGGGUGGGAUCCCCUCUCCCUCUCCCACAGUUGACUGUUUCCAGAAGCUUCUCCAUUCCCUCGAGCAGCCAGAGAGUGAGAGCUUUUCAUUCGGGAAAGCUGUUGGAGUCUUCUCAGCCCGCGAUAAGGGGGGAGGAAGCUGGUCCAUCUCCUCCAUUGACACCUAUGUCCCUGUCGAACCUCAAGUGA
Striga hermonthica is the source of this 1737-nucleotide messenger RNA. Lineage: Eukaryota; Viridiplantae; Streptophyta; Magnoliopsida; Lamiales; Orobanchaceae. The record is from the annotation of a GenBank genome assembly.